Messenger RNA from Pollicipes pollicipes, 1733 nucleotides. RefSeq names its product phospholipid phosphatase-related protein type 5. Gene Ontology annotation, biological process: phospholipid metabolic process; signal transduction; phospholipid dephosphorylation. Bases 134 to 1195 code for a protein of 353 amino acids. Gene Ontology annotation, molecular function: phosphatidate phosphatase activity. Gene Ontology annotation, cellular component: plasma membrane. The transcript is spliced from 7 exons. The record is from RefSeq and is a predicted model, not a curated record. Lineage: Eukaryota; Metazoa; Arthropoda; Thecostraca; Pollicipedomorpha; Pollicipedidae.
GUGCGCGCUCGGUCGCACGGCAGGCGUCCGUAACCGGACACGGUGGCGCGCGGGCUGCAGCGGACGGCAGACGGGGGAAGGUAGCCGCUGCGCAGACGCUGAAAACACGGGUCACCGGAUCGUGGAGCCAGUCAUGGGGGACCACCCAGUCAACCAUGUGAUGGUGCCGCUCUUUCUGCUGGAGGUGGUUGUCACAGGCUGUCUGGCCGUCAUCUUCUACUAUCUCAAGUACCUGGACAACUUCAAGGAGAAGCGGUACCCGCUGCCGUGCGCUGACGUCCAGUGGAUCUCCUAUCCCUACUACAACGACACUGACCGCCACCCGUUGUACCUCAACGACUCGGGCCUCUACUCAGCCAGCUUCUUCAUUCCAGUUGUCACGAUUGUCAUCGUUGAAAUCAUCCACUGGUUCUUCUACGAUGGGGAAAAGAAGGCCAUAACCACCAAUUGUCCUAACUGGACGUUCCAUUACUUUACCAGACGUCUCAUCCGCAUUACAGGUACGCUCCUGUUCGGGAUGCUGCUCACUAUGGUGCUCACCUUCACACUCAAGUACGUUUUCGUCGUUCCGCGGCCGCACUUUCUGCAAGCCUGCCAACCGAAUAGCAGCGCCAUCUCUGCCAUCUGCGGUGGCGACAUCUACACGGAACGUCUCUCCACGGCGGCCACGUUCACGCCGUCGUCCGUCACGUGCCUGGCGGGCGCGCACGCCGUGGACGCCGCGCUGCGCAGCUUUCCCUCAGAGCACGCGGCACUGCCGGUCUUCUGCGGCGUAUUCCUGGCGUGCUACCUGCACCAGAUGGUGUCGUUCCGGCGCCUAGUGACGGUGCGGCCGGCUCUGGUGACGCUGGCGCUGCUCGGUGGCCUGCUGCCCGGAAUCGGCAGCCUGCACUUGUUUCGCUGCCGCUGGUCUGACCUGCUCGCCGGAUACCUGCUCGGAGCCGCUGUAGCCUUCUACUUGACAGAGAUCACUCUGCGCCGGUUCGCGGUGGCAGAGCGUUCCCAGCCGCCGGCCACCCUGCUCAGCCUGUCGCAGCCGCUGAGCUCCGGCGUGGCCAGGAGCGGUAUCAGCGACGACCCGGAGGAGAGGCUGUUCCAGUCGGCGGCGCUCGAAAGCGGAGGGCCGCUCGGUAUUCCGCGCGCCCGGCAGCCAGCCAGGGUUUUCGAAGCUGCAAACAAGACGUUCUUCCCGUAGUCUUCUGGCGGUUUUGUAUUUCAUUCCCACAACGGCCAGCAAGUUAAGCCGUGACGAGAUUAUCGAGGGAAGCAAAUGCAGCCAAGCUGACCAGUUUAGUGGAUCGCAGGACCACUUAUGGUGUUUGGUGCCGUCGAUUCGCAAAAAAACGGGCUCUUUAACGUUGGUUGCGUCAUACUUGCACAUUGAUACAUACUUUUUAUUGAUUUUUAGUGACAUUGGUGGCAUGUACCAUGUACUGCGCGUCCCUGUCAAAGUGUUACGUAACGUCACGUUGAGCUGAAAGUCCAAAGUAACGUUUUCAAGGGUAUCGCUUUCGAAAAGGCAAUGGAGCAAGCUUUCCAGCUUUAUGUGUUAUUCGCUACAAGUGUUAACUCUUCUUUGAGAUGAAACAUGGUUGAUUGUUCAUUUGUGGCUAUAUUUGUUAUUUGUGCUCGUUCCGCUCGUUGGUUUCCUAAAUCUCCCGACAAAUCUUGGGGAAUGGUCAGAUUCUACCGUGCGUUGUAAUGCCAGUGCCAGAGUUCUUAUACUAGUGUGG